This is a messenger RNA of Acanthoscelides obtectus, 7211 nucleotides long. The record is from the annotation of a GenBank genome assembly. Lineage: Eukaryota; Metazoa; Arthropoda; Insecta; Coleoptera; Chrysomelidae.
AUCUGGACCUACGCGCCUAUGCCAGUUUGUUGGUGCUCGUAUUGUGUUUGUACUUUUUAAAUCGCGGUAAUUAAAAAAUAUACAAUAACAAAAAGGAAUGAAUCUCUAAUAAUUGCUUGCGAAUAUUUCCAGACAUAUCAUUCACGUAACCAACAUGCAUUUGCGUUCAUGUCGCACAGAUAACACUCCGGACUCCAGUGAUGCGCCUCUAACUGGAGGUAGAGAAUCAAACCAUUCAGAUUGUACAGGUACAAAGCCAAAAUUCAGAUUUCCUCCGCCACCAAGGCUCAUAAAAAGCGCCAACAACUCGUAUUGCUCCACAGCUUCUGAUAGCUCCAAUACUAGUGUCCAAGCAAACAGGAGCUAUAAUUUUGUGAGAAAAAAGAAACAUAAAUCAGUUAAGAGGCUGCCUCCUUUAGGUAUUUAUUGGGAUAUUGAAAACUGCCGUGUACCUAAAUAUAAGAGUGCUGCAGCUGUGGUGCAAAGGAUCAGAGAAACCUUUUUAGUGAAUUAUAGAGAAUCAGAGUUCGUAGUUGUAUGUGAUGUGAAGAAGGAACAUCCUCAGAUGAUACAGGAAUUGCAUGAUGCACAGGUGAAUCUGAUCCAUGUGGGGCGAAUGUCAAAAAACGCGGCCGACGAAAAACUUCGCCAAUCGUUGAGGAGGUUUGGCGAGCUGCAUUUUGCGCCUGCAGGGGUACUCUUGAUAUCUGGUGAUAUAAAUUUUACUGCUGACUUAUGCGAUCUCAGAUACAGAAACAAGAUGAGGGUGAUUUUGGUACAUAACGUCAAUGUUUCUCAUGCGCUGCUGAUCUGUGUCAAUGAACAUCAUUCCUUUGAAGAACUUUUGAAAGACUUGCCGCGUUACAGAUGUCAGACUAUUGCAAAUGGACAUGGACCAUCAACUUUAGAAGUAUCGAAUUUACCGCUGAACUUCGAUCCAAAAAGAUUGCGCAGUCGGUUGGGCAUGCUAAUCGAAAACUGCGGCGGAAAAGUGGUCGAUAUUUUCACCAACGAAGGAAGGGCAUCUAUCAGAUUUGGAAACUAUGACGAAGCUCUUAGGGCACAAAGAAGAAUUCAAGGCGAAGAUGUUUAUGGUAACAAAAUUAAAGUCAUAUCCCCGUCUAUGCGGAAUUACUCUGCAGUGAUGAGAAUGGAUCAAGCUGAAAAUCUGGCCAUGUCAGCCCCUACAAAUCAAGGUUUUAUGGCUUACAAUCAGCAACGAAGGCAAAUGCAGCAACAACAUCAAAUGGAUAGUUGCACCUUCCGUCCCAUAAUGGGCACUGGGGUGAUGAACUCGUCAUACGAUUCUAGAGAGUCCCUGACGCCCCAGGAGCAACUAUCAGCAGCACUUGGUGCCAAACACAGGCUCCACAAGACCAGUGGCAGCUCGGAUUAUAGCGAAGAUGGGAAAACGGCGAUGAUAAUGCGAAACUUGAGUGAAGACAUCAGAGCUGCGCAGCAAAGUCAACCGAUUGAUCUUGUCAUAUCCAAUUUGGACUCGAACAUUGAUACCAAAGAACUGAAAAAGAUGCUCACUGAUAUGAUAAAUCAGUAUGCUAACAUCUUGAAUAUGAACGUGAUAGUACAAACUGACGGUAAUCCAGUAGCGUACGUUAGGUUAAGUAGUCAGCAAGAAGCUUUAUAUGUGAUAUCUCAGCUGCACAGAGUGAAGAUGGGACACAAGCGCAUAGUGAUAUCUAAUGUACAGAGUAACUCGCCUGAUCCAGAGCUGCUGAAAGCGAUGGUUGUCAGCAUUUUACAGGAAGCUCCAGAAAAAUGUCUACCUCUCUAUAGGCUUAUAGAUCUCCUAGAAUCUCGAUACCACUGUACAGUUCCUAUAUCGGAAGUGAACAAACUGAAAGGUGUGUGCAAUAUCACAGUAACAGAUGGAUCGAGAUUCAUUUCUCUAACACAAAACAUGAAAACUUCACCUCCUCCAACUUUAAGCAGCAUGUUGUUACCUUACUGUACUAUACACUGCCCUGAUGGAAUGGAGACUAGAGAUUGGUGUGAACUUGGUGCAUCACCCUGUAUAAUGAUGCCACUACAAAUGUUCGCAGACAAAUUACAUGCUUUGCUGAAGGUGCAUCUCAAUUAUGUUUUUCUAUUGAGUUUUCAAGCCUGCUAUGAAUCCGAAUUCCAAGAAGCAUUGCCAGUGGCGGAUUCAGGAGUUCCGUUAGAACAUUUGAUAUCUUGUGUUCCUAAUGUAGGAAUCGAAGUAAUCGGACCCAACAAAAAUAUCAAAGUCAUCAAAUACUGUGAAAGCAAGAGUAAUGAACAUUUGGAUGAUACGUUUCGGUCAGUCCCUCUUCCACUGGCAAUGAACUUGAAUAUGUUAUGUCGAGAACUAGUUGAACUGUUGAAGACAUGCGAAAAAUGUCAGUUGCUCUUGAACAAAUUCAUUCCAGCAUACCACCACCACUUUGGGAAGCAGUGUCGUGUUGCGGAUUACGGAUACACAAAGCUACUCGAUUUAUUCGAAUCUAUACCUCAUGUCGUUCAAGUAAUUGGUGACGGAACUCGUCGUAUCGUAACAUUAUCUCAUUCCGCCCAAAUGAAACGAUUCACUUCUGAUCUGCUGAGGGUCUUGAAAGCACAACCAUCCAAGGAAAUCCUCGUUUCGGCGUUUCCCUCUGCUUACGAAAAAGUAGUGAACAAGCCCUUCAACGUGGUGGAUUAUGGAUUGUGCACAUUCGAAGAUCUGAUGCAGGAAGUACCUGAAAAUACAGUUUUGAUAAGCAGAGGUAACGAAGGCAUAAUGAUCGCUAUUCCAAAACGAGCACAAACUCCUGAAGAAAUGAUGCUCACAAAACAGUUUGCAGCUGAGGUGAUCGAUUUACUGAAGCUGUCUCCAGACCAAACGAUGCUAUUUAACAAAUUCGUACCUGCAUACCACCUCCAUUUUGGCCGUCAAUGCAAAGUCUCGGACUAUGGAUUCAAUAAGCUCAUUGAACUGUUCGAAGCAAUUCCAGAUGUAGUAAAGAUUGAAGAACUACCUCACGGUGAACGGAUAGUUAGACUGACGUUACCGCAGUCGUUGUCCAUUUUGGGCUCUCAAGUCGUGCAAAUCGUAAAUUCGUUCAAGACUGUCUUGUUCCUGCACGAACUGCCUUCGAUUUAUUAUAGAGAUUUUGGAUAUCCACUGAAACCACAAUUGUACGAGUGCGAUAAUCUGGAACAGGUUAUUGCAAGGCUGAGUGACUACGUUCAGGUAUUGCAUAGUGAUGCUGGCCCAUUGCUCAUUGCCAAAGACGUAGACAGAUAUCCUAGCACUCUAGUAAGGAGCUGGGCACUUCUAUUCGAUCCACCAUACUCUAAAGAUUUCGACAUCUUCAAAGCCGAGUACUCCGGAAUGUACAGUAGCACCAUCACUUUGGAAAAUUUGCAGCAAAUUUCAAAGGUCAUCUCGGUAACUACUCAAAAUGGAACUACAUUAGUAUCUCUAACCCCCCAAUUUAAAUUGGCCGCCGAACUCUACCAUUUAAUCUACUAUCAUGGAGGUAGUGUCGUGUACAGUCAAAUAGAAAAAAUGUACUCCGAAUACUACUCCAAACCUUUGAAACUAUGGGCUUAUAAGAUCAAUUCGUUAGCUGAAUUUCAUGAUCUCUUUAGCGGGAUCUUCCACGUAAAGUAUAAGAAGAAGAAGAGUCUCGUAGUACUGCACAGAAAACUUGCAGAUCAUUUUAUACCGUUCAGAACACCAACACCAAGUUCACCGGUCGCCAACAGAAAGUCCGGUACAAUAACACCAUUGGAGCCUCUGGAUAUGCCAAAAACUGUUGCAGCAAAACCAGACACCCCCACAACACCUGGUAAAAUAAUUUGGAGUCCAACAAUGCAUGAUAAUCUGAAUUUAUGCAUCCCGAUGCCGGUCAAUUCUUCAAUGUUGAAUUUGGUUCCAUCUGCUCGUUCCCUAUGGCCCACUGAUACUGCUGAUCGCCAUGUACCUCCUGAUCCAACCGAGCUGCCCAUGCCAGAUAAACUCAUCAACAAAGGCAAACUUAAUCCGAAUAAUUCGGAUUCAGGAGUGAUGAUUAAUUUGGAACACUCGCCGUCAGAAAAUGAUCAUUUCUCUGGAAGCCAAAGACGUUUGGGUGGUGGAGUAAAUUCAUCGUUCGCCAACUUCAUGAGCUUCAAGAAUUAAUAAACAAAUUCACUACAGUCUGAUCUAGUCGUAAGAAAUUUUUAUCGCGUUUUAGAGACUUUUAUGUGAAAUAAAAUAUUUUAAAAAUUAAUCAUAAUUAUAUAUUUUAAUAUAUUUUUAUCAGUUGGUGUGCCAUAAGAGUUUCUAAACGUUUUAGUGAUAUGUAUUCAGGUAUGUACAACAAAGUUCAAUGUCUCGAUGCACAAAAGACAAUUAUUGUUAAACAUUCCUAUUUUAAUUUAAUGUUGAUGUCCAUGUCUGUGAUAGCUCAGUAGCUCAAAGAAGGAUAGUGUAAGAAAUAAUUACAUAAAUAGCAGGGCCGGCUUCAGAGAAUAGAAAUUUCCUCAGGUGCAUCAGUGCCUCUAAGAGCUAAGGUCUUUCUAAUAACUGAAGAGGGGGUGGGGUUCGCUGAUCGAUCUCGACACCACCUCCCCCCCUGGAUCCACCCUCGAUAUGGCGCUGCGCCUUGAGGCGCCUGCAUCACUUUUUUACCGUCUGUGGCCGGGCCUGAUAAAUACGAAUACUUGUAGAUUUAUGUAGUUUUGUCUAUCUUAAACGUAACGUACUGGUAAAACAUUAGUAUCAUUUAGGUAUACAUACAAUCUAUUGUUUAUGAUGGUUGGGGACUAUGUUAGGUUUAAGAUAAGCUUGCAUGAAUCCAACAUGAUACAUUAUGAUCCAACAACAAUUGAGAACAGUUUUGGAGUUUGAGUCUGCACAAAUCUAUCAUUACAACAGCUUUGCGCAGAUUCAGUAAACCGUUCUGAACUGAUGAUGAAACGUACUACGUGAAAAAGGUUUUUCAGGAAUGACGUUACAAUCAACAUAUUUGUAAAAGGUCAAUGUUUAGACCUUGAAUUUCUCAAGAUGCCUGCACCUGCAGUAACAUAGAUGCAGCUUGACAUUUGACAAUGUAUCUAUUCAUUUCCGUUCUAUUCAACAUUUUAGUAUUCUAGUCAGAAACAUAGAAUUCCGCCUAAAGAUCAAUUUUAAAGGAAAUUCAUAUAGUAAUAGUUCCUGUUGUGCUGAUCAAAUGUUCCAUUGGGCGCAAAGCCGAGACACGCUUUCUAUUGCAGAUACGCGGUGUUGAAGUUUGGUGCCUUAGCCCCUGUGGGCACGCCUGCCUGUACCACUUCACGAAAACUAACUGGUCUUUUAUGUACUCAGGGAACUUGACAGUAUUAUAAAAAUCACGAUAGGAUAUUUCAACGAAAAUAGAUGUUUGUUUAAUAAAAAGCUGUAUAAGAUAUUCAAAAAUGGUUUUCGCCACAAGAUUGACAUCGUGUAGGUGUGUAUCUCUAAAAAAGUUUUUUUUAACGGAGAAGAUUAAUAUAAUAUACAUUAGAAUUUUGAUCAUUUGUUUAGUUUCGAAUAUGUUUUAUGAUUUUUCUUUUUAACUUUUCAUACAUACAGGGUUGGGCAAAAAGACUUCCCCAAUUUGGAGAGCCGAUAAAAACUGAACUAAUCAAGAUAUAGAAAAAAAAUUAUUUUUUUUAAAAGCGUAUAUAAUGCCAUUUUAAGUCAAUGCAUUUUGCAAAUGACAUCACUCAAGUGUGCGCCUCCAUUGUUGAUACACUGAGUUAGCCUCUCCCGAUAAUUUUCCAUCACUCUGCUGAUCGUGUCAGGCGGAAUGGCAGCAAUUUCCUGAAUUAUCGUCUCCAUGAGAGUGUCUAGAAUUUGGGGGCAAUGUUGGUACACUUUUGCCUACAGGUAGCCCCAAAGAAAAAAAUCACCUGGAUCAAAGUGAAUGCGAAAGGCACGCUGCGCGAUUAUCGGCGAACCUCCAUUUCGAAUACACUGAUCAACAACGAAAGCGCGGUGCGGUCCUGACCAAGCCAUGAUUUAUACUAAAAAUGGCAAGAAUAGACACGUCGAAUGAUAUUGAUGUAUCCCCCACUGCGCCAUCCCCCCAGACGGUUUCCAAAUCGGGGAGGUAUUUCUGCCCCACCUUGUAUAUGAUGCAAUCAUUGUCGUCAAUAACCAGUUAAUUGAAAGUAUCUGUAUUGAGAACGCGACAAAUUAUUGAGAGUUAAGUUACAAGGGUACACCUUGCAAUAAUUUGUGGUUACCACUACAUAUUCUUCCACUUGACUGUUUAUAUAUUGUAAGCGUUCACGUGAGUCUUAUUAUAUCGUUAAGUCAACAAUAAAGACGAGAUAGUUUUCGCAAGAUGGUGCAGGCAGGCUUACCCACAGGAGCUAAGGCAUCAAACUUUAACACCCUUUAUCUUUAAAAGUCAGCAUUUCUGAGCCUUGCGCCCAUCGGAACAUUUGAUCAGCACAACAUGACUGCUGGUCAAAUCCCAUGUUUUGUGCCUGGUACUUUCAGUAUCAUAUACUGUGUCAAGCAGCAGAAGUAUUUCAAGAGGUACUUCCAAUAAUUAUAACUUUUAUAAUGCAGUUUUUCAUACUCAAGCAUCAUCUAUAGAUCUUUAUGUUAUGUAUCUCAAAUAUUCAAUUGGAAAUUCUUUGACAAAUUAGAUUAUUUAGUGGUUCCAUAAUCACCGACUUGUUUAUUUCAAAAUAAGUUUUGAUAUCUACACUAAAGGGUAUAUAUUAUGUUGUUUUAACUGAUAUUAGAUAUUUUUGCAAUCUGAUAUUGCAGAUGUGAUGUUGGUAGGAUUUAGGUAUAUGUCUAGUCAAGUUUGCUUUAAAACAUUGAGCGUCUGCAAGAAUAUUGCGGUUAAGUGCAAUUAUAAAAUUUUCACUCGCUUCUUUCUUUGACUACCGAGCUACUUUGUCGUUUAUUUUAGUAUUAGGUUUUGCCAGUUUUUACAUUAUUGUGAAUAAAGCUGUUCAUAACUCCCAUGUUAUUAAACCUUUCACGCAUCACGAAAAAACAUUGGAUGGCGUUAUGAACUUCAUUAUUAUUUGUAAUAUUUAUAUUUUGCAAGAAAGUUAUUUAUGCAAUCUUUGUAAUAAGUUUUACCAAACACUUUUUACUAUACAUGUGACUUUUGUUGUUUAGGAAUUGUAGUUUAAGGAUAUGUACUUAAUUUUAAGGAUGAAUUUUUGCCAAACAAAUGCUAAGUCUGAAUCAAUAAAAAUAUAAAUUUGUACUUUUUUAA